Ectocarpus sp. CCAP 1310/34 is the source of this 2469-nucleotide messenger RNA. Lineage: Eukaryota; Phaeophyceae; Ectocarpales; Ectocarpaceae. The record is from the annotation of a GenBank genome assembly.
CUCUUCUCUCUUGUGCGACAAGGUAGUGAACGCACAUGCAAGACGCGGGAAAGAGCACGACGCGCGCAAGAAUGAGCUGUGAUGACGUGACGACAGCUGAUGAGGCGAAGGCCAGAGGUGGGGAAGCUUGGAAGGCUGGCGAUGUUGAUGGGGCCAUCGUCUGUUUUUCGAAGGCGAUCGAACUUGACAUGGAUAACACCAGCGGGCAGCUCCACGUUCACUACAGCAACCGGUCGGCAGCCUUCCUCAAGCAGAACAAGGCAGCGGAGGCACUCAUGGACGCGGAGAGGUGCGUGGAGGUCAACCCUUCCUGGGCGAAGGGCUACUCCAGGAUGGGAACCGCGCUCUUCCGCCUCGGGAGGCACGACAAGGCGGCCGCCGCCUACUCGAAGGGGCUGGAGCGAGAACCCGGUAGCGUAGAACUCCGCAAGAACCUGUUGGAGGCGCAGAAGCAGCACGUCGCGGCGCAGGCGGCGGCCAGCCGGGCGGCGCGGCCUCGGGAGACUAUGGCGGAGUACGUCAGGGCCCACCCCUCGCUGACGUUUCAGUUCGGGCUGCGCUUUUUCCUCCUAGCCAACUGGGUGAUGUACGUGCUUCCCCUCCAGGCCGCCUCGCUGUUCGCCUACAGGCGGCUGCUGUACGCCAUGAUCUUCGUAAACGCCUUGGGUCUGUACGGGCGUCACGGGAGGCUCAGGUUUAACGCCGAGUAUGCGGCGAACGUGGCCACCGAUCCCUGUUGCCAAACGAUCAUGACGGCCCUUCUGUUCGUGGUCAACAGGCCAUACCUCGUCGGCAUCGUACCGAUGGUUCUGCUAGAAUUAACGGACUUCCUGUGGUUCCUGAGCGGUCUGCUCCAGAUGUCGCCGGGGGCGUUUUUCGAGAAGCUCAACCGGGGCGUGGACAUGUUCGGAGGGGCGCUGUUCGGCGUCCCGAACUGGGGCAGUCGGAGCGUGCCGGACCGGUGGUCAGCGGCAAAGAGCAAGGUUAGCGAGUGGGGUGCCUGGAUUGAGGUCAUGUUCGGCAUGAUCCUCGUGGCGGAGUUGCUGCUCCCCCGCAGGAAUUUCGUGAUGCUGGGCCUAUACUGGCAAACUCUGCGCAUGAAGUACAUGAUCAACGCUGCCACGGGAAGGGGGUACACGCAGGCGGCGUUCCGCACGCUGGACGCGCGCAUCAAGGUGGUGACGACCAAGCGCAGAUGCCCACCAGUGGUCGGUUCCAUGUACGCAAAGCUCAAGACGCUUCUGGCCAAGAUGGUUAUGCCGCCGCAGCAGCCGGGGGCUGCCGGCGAAGCGUCGCCAGGGGGAUCUCGGUGUUCCAUCAUGUAGUCAGCCUCGCGUCCAAGCCAAGUGCUUUACCAUUUUGUAAUCGUGGUGAUGUCAAGUCAAGUGACGUUGUCAUUGCGUGGCGAGUGAUGUCACAUCGAGUCAUACAUUCGUGGUCGGAGUGGCGUUGUGACGCGGGACGGUGUGUGCGAACUCGGGUCUACCCAACCGACGCAAACGAACGAGAUAUGCCUUGCACCGGUUCAAUUGCUACCUUGAGUUUGGUGUACAAUAGGCAGAGGGCGGCUCCGGCCUCAACUGAAGCUCUCUCUUUCUCGCCGGCAGCUUUGCACGAAAAAAAAGACGACAUUGGAAAUAUCUCCUUGACUGCGCGUGACUUGCACCGAGUCAAGUGCUUGGGUUGUUGAGUUGGAUGCAAGGCGAGCGGUGCGCAUGCGUCAUUGUAGACAGGAGUGGAAAGAACGCGGCACUGAGUGCUAGGUCCCGCCAAGUGUUCCGCACGCGUGUCAAAUGAUGCACCGUUGGGUGCCGUUCCAUCGAUAAUCAAGUCGAUUGGGAUUGGGACAACGGAGGAGUUUUUUGGGUUCAUGGAGGUGGCAUGCUGGCGGGUUGCUGGCGGGUGCACCCGCAUGCACUCGCUCUCCUUUGUCCCCACAGCUACUGUAUGUAGCCUGUGCUGCAACAACUCACCUCCUGCGGACGGAGAGUUGUCGGUAGAGAUGUCACGAGCAAGCAGCGAGAGUGGCACGGUACACGAAAGGGGGGGGGGGGUUGGGGUGCAGGGUCAAGAUGCAGGAUGGGCAUGCCUCGCAUCUACUUCGAUUCAUCGAACACGACGUAGUCAGUCCUUUUUCGGCAAUUGGGGGUACAACCGCGGUGCGAAACGAAAUACUGUAGUCAGUGGGUUGUGGUAUAGACUUGUCCGGCUUGUGGUAUGUCUCGUAUCGUCUUGGGUGUUGGAUGAGUUUUUGUUGCUGUACGUAAUGUGUGUGAUGGGAUCGGCAAGAUCCGAGACCGCGGGAUCUGUGCAUGGAAUAUUGUUUCACCGGACAAGGAGGGAUAUGAGGGCAUGGCGAGGCGCGACAAGUUAUAAUGCCGCCGGCGGUGUCUGUUUGUUCGGGGCGCCAGGUUAUCCCAGGAAAAGCCGAUGAAGAAAAGAAACGUAACUUAUGCAUGCGCCGGGCGU